AGGGGCUUCUGGGGCGGGACCAAGGUCCCUUCUGCUUUCCUUUUGGUUCUCUCCAACCGCCGCAGACACUCCGCGCGAGUGAGCAGAGGGCGGUUUCCCGGGCGGCUCUGCCAGCGUACGCACCCCCAAGCUCGCGGGGCACGGCGCCUUCCCUGCCCCGCGCACAAGCUGUGCCACGUAGCCUUGACCCCUGCGACUCCCCUGCAGCUCCCGCGGACGAACGCACGGAUCGACUCGCACGCUGUAAGCCAGUGAGUCGUCGGAGACUCACACUGCCGAGGAGCCUCGUGCGCCAUGCCAUCCCCGCCCAACUGGCCCCCGACGCCCUGCGCCCUACGGCCCUCGCCCUUCCCGCACCCUGUGCUGCACGCUCUCCACCGCCUGACCCGCGCGCUGCUUUUCCCGGCCUACUGGGCCCUGGACCAGCUGCUGGGCUGCUGGGCGCCGGCCGAGAGCCGGAGCGAACAGAGCUGGCUGAGAACCGCCGCAGGCGCCGCGGGCGCGCUGCUGCUGCUGCUCGCGGCCCUGCCCCUGACUCUCCCGGCGCUGCUGCUCUGGCUGCUGCUGCAGGCCUGGCGCCGUCCCUUCUGCUACCAGCCUCCUCCGCGGUGCUGGGCGCCCCCUGCGCCCUGGUGCCCCCGCACUGAGCCCGCGCGCAGCUUCGGCUUCUUCAGCGCAAAUCUGUGCCUGCUCCCCGACGGGCUGGCGCGCUUCAACAACUUGCCCCACACGCAGCGGCGGGCCGCAGCCGUGGGCGCCGUGUUGCUCGCCGGCCUGCGGAGUUCGCCCUAUGGGGCUACAGGCUGCGGUUCGCCAGUGCAGGCGAUGCCGUGCGGGGUGCUGACGGGAGCCAUGCCAGCGAGUCUGGACUUCGUGUGCCUGCAGGAGGCGUUCGAUCUUCGCGCAGAGCGACGCCUGGUGAGCCUCCUGGCAUCUAAUCUGGGCCCGGUGUUGUACGACGUGGGCACAUUCGGCCUGCAGCACGGCCUACACCUCAAGUUGCUGGGCAGUGGGCUGCUGCUGGCCUCGCGCUAUCCGCUGCUGCGUGCCGCCUUCCAGUCCUUCCCCCACGCACGUGGCGAGGAUGCUCUGGCCUCCAAGGGACUACUUUCCGCGCAGGCGCAGCUGGGCAUCCUGGACGGGCGCCGCGUCGUGGGCUUCCUGCACUGCACACACUUGCACGCGCCCAGCGAGGACGGGCUCCUGCGCUGCAAACAGCUGACGGUGCUCCUGGACUGGGCCGGGCAGUUCGAGGCGGAGAGCCGCCAGAGUGACGAGGCCGUGGCCUUCAGCGUGCUCCUGGGUGACCUCAACUUCGACAACUGCUCACUAGACCACCAGCAGGAGCAGGAGCACCAGUUUUUCAGCUGCUUCCGGGACCCCUGCCGGCUGGGCACGCGCCGGGAGCAGCCCUGGGCCCUGGGGACGUUGCUGAGACCCUCUGAGCUCCGCCGCUCCGUGGCCUGCUCGCCGGAGAUGCUGCGUAGGGCCCUGGAGCAGAAGAAAGGGCGCCGCCGUUACCUGGCAGGCCCUCCCCGUGGAGGUCCCCCAGCUGAGUCCUGGCGGGGCCGGCGCCUGGACUACAUCACCUACCGCAGCACGCCUGGAGGCCUUCUGAGCCCGGAGGUGGAGCAGGUGACAUUCAGCACUGCCCUGGCCGGGCUCACAGACCACCUGGCCGUGGGACUUCGGCUCCGAGUGUCCACGUCUUCCUAAGGCCAGCUUGCAGGAGACAGGU
Capra hircus (goat) is the source of this 1738-nucleotide messenger RNA. RefSeq names its product sphingomyelin phosphodiesterase 5 (gene SMPD5). Lineage: Eukaryota; Metazoa; Chordata; Mammalia; Artiodactyla; Bovidae. Bases 295 to 1716 code for a protein of 473 amino acids. Gene Ontology annotation, cellular component: cytoplasm. The transcript has 7 exons. The record is from RefSeq and is a predicted model, not a curated record. Gene Ontology annotation, molecular function: sphingomyelin phosphodiesterase activity. Gene Ontology annotation, biological process: sphingomyelin metabolic process.